AUGACUUCAUUCAUUCGAAAACUGUUUGGUGACCGUACGAAGAAGAUGACCCAAAAAGACUCGAUAACGGGUCGUAAUAACAGCUUUCCAGUGCCUUAUUUAUCGAAAUUGGAAGGAAAUCAGUUACAACCAGGACAAUCCUUGAUUGUUCGAGGCUAUAUAAUUGGUAGAAAUGAGUUUAUAAUAAAUCUCACGGAUGGUUCCAAGGUGGAAAUAGACGACGAGAAUGAUACACUUGAUAAUCGCCUUCUGGUAAUCAGAGCCGAUAUGACCCAGAAACGUAUCUUCUUGAACGCUUGUAUUGAUGGACAGUGGGGACGUGAAGGAUCGCUGAAGCAUAAGUGGUCACCAGGCGAUGAAUUUGAUAUACGACUACGAGCACAUGAGAAGUACUUUGAGAUUUAUAUCGAGCAUAAAUUGUUGGCCAAAUUUGCAUAUUACGUACCAAUCACGAACAUAUCACAUAUCUAUAUAAAUGGUGACGUUGAACUGUAUACGGUAUCAUGGGAAGGAAAAUAUUAUCAAACCCCUUAUGCGGCCGAUAUUCCGGGUAAUUUCUAUCCAGGCCGCAAACUGUACGUUUCGGCGCUCUUAAAGAAACGAGCCAAGCAGUUCAGUGUCGAUUUUCAUUGUGCUAACGAUAUUGCGUUCAGAUUCAAUCCGCGAAUUGCGGAAAGGAAAAUCGUUCGAAAUACUCGAAGUGAAGAUCGUUGGGGAACUGAGGAAAAAGAAAGCGAAGUACCGUUUCCGUUUAAGAAGAAACACACAUUCGACUUACUUGUUUACUGCGAGGAAAAUCGAUUCACUUUCUACGUUGACGACUGCCUUAUCGGAUCAUAUGCGCAUAGGAUGAGUGCUCAAGGCAUCGAUAAACUAUGUAUUGAUGGUGAUAUUGAACUACAGGGCGUUCAUCUGAAAUAG
Molecule: messenger RNA, 921 nt
Organism: Anisakis simplex (herring worm)
Lineage: Eukaryota; Metazoa; Nematoda; Chromadorea; Rhabditida; Anisakidae
Source: the annotation of a GenBank genome assembly